AUCUGCUCUGCUCUGGAGCGAAGGUGGGAGUCGAACCCUGAACGAUAUUGUUCAGUGUUUGCACUGGAUUUGGCUCAGUGUUGUUCGAAAAGUGACUACGGUCUCAACAACUUUCCGUUUCUAAAAACGCGUUGUUCUUGGUGUGUGACUACAGUGAUAAAUUGCCGGCUAUCCUUGUUCACAGGCAAAUUCGUUUGCUUUGAUUUCAUCAACAUCCUACAUCUAUCAUCUAAUCAAGGAAUAAAGGGAUCAACCUUGCGAAGACACAUUGAAGGAGCAAUAUACAGAAAAAGAGAUGAUAUUGGAGAGCAGCUAAGGGCAGAGGGCCUUCAGUGGUGCAGAGAGGGGACAUGUUGAGGAGGGAACAGAUAGGAUGAGGAGGAGGAGCAGAGGGUGCUCGCUUUGGCUGCUGCUCGCCACAGGCGCCAUAUUUAUACCGUCCGCCUCCGCCGCCUCCACCACCUCUGCCGCCUCCGAUGCCGAGGGCGGCCAUUGUGACUGCUCCACCCAAGGUCGCUGGCAACCGCUAUUCAAGCCGUCGCAGAUUCUUCACUCGGAGUUCCCCGAGCACAAGUACUCAGACUCGACGGGCGGACCGCGCCCCACCCAACUGCGCACCGUCAAAAUCCUCCCCCACCUGGUGGUGCCUCUCAUCAACCCUCUAGCCAUCUCCAUCCACCACCAACACCAGCCAACCGACGAUCAACAACAACACUCCUACAACGACCUCAACACCAACAAUAUUGACAGUGGUGUUCGCAAAAAGAAGAAAAAGAGCAAGAACAAACUAAAACAUGAAAACUACGAUUAUGCGUACCCUUACUACAAGGGUCCAACGAACUAUGAUGAGGAAUAUCCCUCAAUUCAGCGUCCCUACAGUGAUGUUGGAGGUGGUCCACACAGUUUCGAAGAGCACUACCACAAUGACAGUCAAGAACAAGUGGAUAAUUUCGAUGAUGGUCCACAUCAGGAUGAGCGUCAUCAUCAUGACGAUGGUCCAGAUCAGGAUCAGCACUAUCAUCAUGACGAUGUGUCAACGGAAUCAGGUGGCAACACAUCUGGUGAAGACACACGCAGCUAUGAAGCUACUGGCUCCUCCGCUCUAGGACCUGACCCUACUUCAUCUGACCCUACUCAUGAUGAUCAUUACAAUAGUCAUAACACUAAUUAUUACAACUAUAAUAAUAAUGACGAGGAGGGAAGUACAAUGUCACCCUAUUAUAACUCGGAGGAGUAUAAGGAGCAAGCUCAUGACUCGAGUAAAUACUCUCCACAUAUAGACCAUAACAAUGGAUAUAGGUAUAAUGGGAUAAAGGGAGGGGGGAAAAAGCAUAUCUAUCGAGAUGUUAACAAGUAUUACGGGUCAAAAACACGGGGAAAAGCCAUGAGGUAUCCGAUGUUGAGUAACUCACAUGUGAGCUCUGAUAGUGGAUACAAAAGUUCGCCGUCUUUGAAAUACAAACAUGUGAAACGACCCCCGAAAGCGUUGACUUUCAAUAGACAGGCUGUUCCUGCAACCCUUCAUUCGGAUCUGUACCAUCCUCCUCCUCCGCCACCUCCUCCUCCUCCAUCUCCUCCACAUUCAGUUCCAUCGCCCACUCCCGCACGCGUACUCCCCGACCGUGCACCGAUCUACCACGCGCAUCCUCCUCUCGCCAUCCUCACUCCGCUGAAGAUCAUCCUAAGAGAGGAGGCGAAGAGGAUCACGCUGUUGCGACCCCCCGUCCCUGGCAUGCAUCAUACCUGGACCUUCGACGCUCCACUGUCAAGGUCCAACGAAAUUGCACUGCUCAAAAAGCCUCGGAUGUUGUAUGUUAUGAAAACUGUGCCACACGAUCCUUUGUCUCUUAUCAAGUGAACUGUCUGUCACUGUGGAGAACUCAAGUUUAUAAUAUGAGAAAGCUACAUUUGCGUGGAGCAUGUGUACUGUACAUUUCAAGAUCUGAAUUAUUGUAUGCUUCAAAUGAUUUGAAAAAAUAAUAGGAUUGUUCUUAAACUAAGUACGCAUCAAGCUGUAUGGAAAACGAUAAAAAUACUACUAUUGCGUGCAUCAGAGUGUAUAGAAAGACAUAAAUCGUUGUAAGAACGGUAUCAUCGUACGCUUAGAAGUGUAUAAUGAAACUGUAUGAAUCAUUGUCAGUACUGUAGGUACCAGUGUACCAUAAUAAUAUAUACUUUUAAAGUGUGUAGGAGAGGAAAAAGGUCAUUGUGCUAUUAAGAACUAAGAACUAUUAAAACCUUUCAAAGUGAAUAAAAACAAUAUAGAUUAAAGUUCAUUUUAAGGUUUAUAACAUUAUUUGAUGUUGUGAAGUCAAAACAUAAUUGUUUUAUCUUGAAAGAACUUUCUAAUUGUACGCCAAGUACGCCUUGGCCUAAACUGAUAGUAAAUUCGACUACAUCAGUAAACUCUACUACUGACAGUAAACUCUACACACUCUACAGUGUGAUAAGAAAACGAGAGAUGAGGGUUGUGAAAAUAAUACGUUAAAUAUGUAGGCUAGGUCUAUAGUAAGGUUUUUCCGAGUACCUACUAAUAGCUAUUUAUACAUAAAAAUCUUUCAAAUCCAAUCUGUAUAUCUCCAAGAUGGAGCAAGAAGAGAGAGAGGCAAUCUAAUUCUAAUGUCUGAAAAAUAAAGAUUAUCUAUCCAUGGUGUUGAAAGUUGGAGAUCCAUUCUUUUUCCCUUUGGUAAGAUGAUGUGAGAUGACUUCAAAUAAUAAUCGACUACAUUCAAUGACUCAGUUACAAAUGUAACUCAGUGUCUAAACUACAGCAAAGUUACAAGACUUCGAAGUUCAGAAGUUUUAACGAUUGAAUAAGUAUAUUCCAAUCAAUAUAUCAGUCGUUGAAGUGUUACAAUCGUCACAAGCUGAUUACUUUUCUCACAAGCUAAAUAUGUUUCUAAAACUAAAUAAUUAUUAUGAUGUGCUAUUCUCAUGGACAAACUACGGUAGGUCACUUUGUAGUGAGUCUGUUUCCUUGAAUUUAAUACUGUAUGUAUUCUUUCCAUGUAUACUUUGUGAAAUAAUAUUGAAGCGAUGUGAAUUGACUGCGAUCGUUUAUAUUAAUAUAUAUUAUGUCAUACAGAUUCUGAAAAAAACAUUAAAGAUUAUAUGUAUCUUGUAAUAUAUUUCUCAUUUUAAUCUCUGAGGCAUUCUCAUCCAUUUCUUCAGUUCACAAAGGGGAAAAUACAGAUAUGUUUAGUUUUUUUUCUGAACAGAUUCAUCAAAAGUAGAAAUUAUAAGUAAUUGAACAUUGCUUAUUUCAAGUGAGGUGGUCUGGUUGUAUCUAAAGACUAAAGAAAAAGCUCACCGUAGAAAGUCUGAAUGAUUUAUUUCUCUAUUGUUUGAUAUAGAUUACCAUUCACAGUCUAGUAAAUUUAUGAGCUUAUUGGAGGUUUAGUAAGGAAUGGAUACCGAUUUGGAGGAAGGGAAGCAGGUUCUUCAAGUUGAACAUUUUAUAAUUUUCUACACUAAUAGUACAAUUAAAUUGUUUUUCAAAAUUUCAAACAAUCACUUAUUAUAGAAAUUGAAGGGUUCACUGAAGAACUGAAGAUAGUGAAGUCGCAUGAACCAUUCAAUUCCGGAUUUUGUACCAGUUGACUCAUGUACUUUCAAUAUAAACAUUUUAUAGAUUACUAAAUUAAGUUAACCAUAUCAUCUAAUAUUACAA
This is a messenger RNA of Nilaparvata lugens (brown planthopper), 3670 nucleotides long. Its product is annotated as myb-like protein F. NCBI's taxonomy places the organism in Eukaryota, Metazoa, Arthropoda, Insecta, Hemiptera, Delphacidae. The record is from RefSeq and is a predicted model, not a curated record. The transcript has 3 exons. The coding region runs from base 374 to 1858 and encodes 494 amino acids.